Molecule: messenger RNA, 1197 nt
Organism: Leptosia nina
Lineage: Eukaryota; Metazoa; Arthropoda; Insecta; Lepidoptera; Pieridae
Source: the annotation of a GenBank genome assembly
AUGCGACAUGGGAGCACUGGUGCCGUUCUUUGUACGCUACGAAACAUCCAGUUUCCACCGAAGCCGGUAUAUUCUCUGGAAUACAGUCGCUUCGAGGAACGUAUUUGCUACGCGGCGUGCACAGAUGGCGCUGUUUACAGAAUUGAAAUACCAAAUUUAGUGGCUUCUACAGACGACCCUCCACAAUAUUGUAUUCGUGCUGAUCCAGCCCUCGAAUAUCUAAACACACAAUACUAUGGUGCACCUGGACUUUCUUCUGCAGCUACACCGUUUGUUACACAACGAUCACCAGCUCUAUCGUUGGGUGUAAGCGCUGACGAGGCAAAGCUCAUUGUUGGGUACGCUGACUCAUCAAUAAAAAUCUACGACAUGGAGACUCAAGAGGCGGAAACAACGUUCAAAGUGCACAAGUUGCGUUUGCAAUUUAUCCCCAAGAAACUCCAGCGCAUGCAUUUCGGGCAAGUAUGCGCUUUGAGAUGCCACAGUGAGAGACAUCGAGUAUUCGCUAGUGCUGCGUGGGAUAAUACAUUGAGAAGGGAUCAAUGCGUUGCUGGUAGCUGGCAGCCCACAGAAGCCCUCACCGUGUGGGAUAUAGUUGCUAGAAAACGUCUGAACAUCAUUCGAGCGCAAAACAGAAGACCAGACGUCGAUGGUGAAUUUAUAUACGCCUGUCGUUUCUGGGGAUCUUCCACGUACAAUCGCAAAGGUAAAUACGCAAUAAUUGGCGGCAGCGGCACCAACUGUGUCGAAGUAAUCAACCUCCACAAUCGAUACAUCGCCUGCUCAUAUCCGGCUGCUGGCGCAGUACUGGCUGUCACAAGCUACGAGGACCGCAUCGCCUUCGGCGGAUCAGCCCCAGUAUUAAACAUCGUCUCCUUCCACGACCCGAAACACGAGAGAUACGCCGGUGAAGUCGAACCGGAUUAUGAAUACACCAAGGGUGAACCGUACUUUCCCGCAAGUUCGAGUUCGUCUGAAGUUCUCCCGGAAAUCGACGCGUCAAGAUUAUCAAAGGCAUCCUCUCGAGAACUCGUGUGCGAGGCGUUGGUGAACUUUCAACUUUUACCCGCUUAUGUCGCUCGCUACCUAUCCCCCGAACUCACCCCAGUGGGGGGCGGGGGCCGCUUUCCGUACUUGGACCGAAUAUUUACAGCGCAACCUAAAUAUAGCGUGCCGCUGCUCAGCUGGCACGGCUGA